GCUGUUCGGUAUGCGACGGUCUUAGCUGGUAGUUGGUAACAAGAGUGAGAGGUAAAGACGGAGGCGAUGGAAAGGAAGUUUACGAGAUUGCAGUGAGCAGGGGAAGUGACAUAGUUAAUUUGAGUUAAUGGGAAUACUGAUAGAGAUGAUUAAUGGAAAGGUGGUGACAGAUCUAAUAAUAUUAACAUAAUCAAGUCUGACUUCACCGGUUUUUUUCUCCUUCUUCUUUUUGGGGUGUUGAUACUCAAGGCCAAUACUUUUUUUUUAAGGACAACUAUAGCUCAGUACAUUCGUGCGUCGACCUCCUGGCGUGCACUUGUCGCAGUUUGUAUACUGUUAACGAUGUUGGGAGCUAUCUACAUACUCUAUAAAGAUGCGACUGUGAGCAGUUGCGAGGUCUUAAAUGCAACAUUAAGCAACAAUUUUCAUAUUAAUGUAGCAAUGUCACGCGGAGGGAAGACGUCUUAGCCAUUGGCGUUUUCUUUCGUAGUCAUUCAGCCAGCAGGCCAAAGGUCGGGGAGUUGAACUCCUGUGCUGAUGAAACUUUAGUUCUCCAGAAUUGAGUGAAAAUCAGCAAGAAAAAAGUGCAGCAAUGGCAAGCGUGACUCUAGAGUCAUUUUUUCUACAACUUGUCAACAAAGUGGAAAAUAUUCGCGAUAAUUUAAACAGGAAGAAAACGAUGAAAGAAGAGAUUCGAACCCUGGAAUUUUGGCGAUCUAUAAUAGCUGAAUGUUUGGCUACGUUUUUUUACGUGUUUUUGCUCUGCGGAGCCCACAUAUCAUGGCCAAACGUUGAACAUACCAACAUUCUGGUCAAGGCAUUCACCAAUGGUCUGACUAUCGCCACACUGGUCCAGUGCUUCGGUCACAUAUCAGGCGCUCACAUUAACCCAGCAGUGACAUUUGCGAUGUUCUUAACCCAGAAGAUCACCCCACUUCGGGCUAUACUUUAUGUAACCUCUCAGUGUGGUGGGGCUAUAGCUGGGGCAGCACUUCUGUAUGGUGUAACGAUUCCUGGCCACCAGGAAACGCUAGGAAUCACCGUGAUUCACCCUGAUCUUGGAGCCUGGCAAGCAUUCGGAAUUGAAUUCGUUUUAACGUUCGUCAUUGUUUUCACCGUGUUUGCCACAGUUGAUUCGAGCCGUAGAUCUUUGGGAAGUGAUGCUGUUGCCAUAGGAAUGGCGUAUCUAGCUGUCUCACUAAUAGGGUUGCCAGCAAGUGGAGCAUCAUUAAAUCCAGCCCGUUCUCUCGGUCCUGCGUUUGUGAUGAACAAGUGGCAACGACACUGGGUGUACUGGUUCGGUCCCUUAGCUGGAGGUGUCACCGCUGGAUUAAUCUACGAAUAUAUAUUUGACUCGAAGAAAGCCAGGUCGUUGAAAGAGGCUUUGGAUGACUUGGAUAGGGUGUCCAACACUGAUGAUGAUUACGAGGAUCAAGAUAGAUGCAAAAUGGCAAAAGAUGAUGAUGAACUACAGGCUACGGGGGGUUUCAGGCCCCAGUAUCACGAUAAUUAUCGGUUAAAUUCAAACGCGUACUCUCCCACCGUUUCGACCUAUCCAGCACCUUCAGAACCACCUUACGGAUACGGCGGUCCUCGAAGUACUCCAUUACCAUCCUGCUCCUCUGGAGUAUACGACUCUCGAUAUGGAAACGGUUUUAGGACAAUACCCAGUCGUAUGGAGUAUGGUCCCGGAUCUGUGAAAUUCUAAAACAAAAGAACAGAAAAUACAUAACAAAUGGUAACAUGUUUCUUUUAGAUCUUCUAGCUCCUCCGAAAUAAAAUAUGUCGGUUUUUGUUGUUUUUUUGUUUCUGGGGCUGGGACAUAAUAAAAUGUUUACACCAACUGACUGUACAUUGUUACAAAACAUAUUUUUACUUCUUCGUAAUUGCAAUUUAAGAAGUAGUUUGUUCAGAAAAAUCAAAUAAUGGUAUCCGUAUACAGUGUGGUCUGAGUGAAAUAAUUCGGGAUGUUCGUUUAGGCCUUUUUUUUUUUUGCCUACACCGAGUAAAAUAAGAUGACCUAAAACUGUAAAUAUUAAAUAAACAACUGUUUAUUUACUUAAAAAAAUAGGCAUUAUUAAUGUAGACCUAAAAAAAUCUUGUUUAAAAUAUCCCUUAUAUUAUUAACUUUUCCAAAUGAAUUUAUAUUUAAAUGUACAAAGUUUAUAUUGUUAACAUCAUUUCUUGAUCGUGCACUUCCCUGGGAAGAAACUUGCGGUUUAAUAAAGCCAAUUCGCUUAUUUUCCACAUCACACUGUAGAGGAGUUGUUAGGAUAUGCAUUAAGAUGUUGCUUUACUGACACGUGUACUUGUACUAUUUAUGUUUGUAUAUCAGAAUCUGUGAACUUAAAAAAUAAUUUGCUUGGUGUUCAGUUAAUGAUGUGCACCCAAGAAUGCAACCUGAACUGGGUUGAAACUUUACUUGUAUAAAUACGAAACUAAAUGGCCAAUAGCAUUUUAAAGCAAAAUAUUCCCAGAUAAAACGUAAAAUGUCAAACUUCGCGCAUUAUUCUGCCACUGUAUUUAAAUAAUUACCUUUAAAAAUCAAAUAAAUGGAAUUGUCGCACUCCUCAAAAUAACUUAUACUGUCGUUUUCAAGUAGUUAGUAAAACUGAACUAUUUUGUCUUACAUUUCAUGCAAAAAACACAAACUUUUCAGUAACUAUUUUUUGAUUCAAGUUUAAGAUAUCAUCACAAGCUAUUGAAAGAAACGCGAAAUUUUUAAUAAAUUCAGGUGAACAAAUAACAAUAAGCUGUAUUCAUGUACUACAUGCACGUAGUUAUUAGUGAAAAUGCACAAAUGACAUGUGUUUGGGUAACUCGUAUAAUUUGUCUCUUAAAUAUAUAUAUAUAUAUUAGGCUCAAUAGAUAUUUUUUUAUCUUUAUAAAUUCAAGUGGGUUUAAGAACUGAUUUAAAAAAAAAUUAAUACUCAUUAGUAGCAUGUUAAUUAAAUCAAGUUUGAUUUUUGUUUUAUCUUCGUAAUUAAAAACAUAUCCACACAUCAUGUCAAUAAACCUAAGGUUAUAUUGCGCAUGCUCAAUAAUAUAAGUAAAUAUAUUUUAUGUACGUAUAUAUUCAAUACACACCCUGAAAGGGUAAUUUACGAUUCUAUGACAGUUAAAGCAAUUGUAGGAUAGAAAUAUUUUGGUGCGUUUCCAUUUUCUCUGUUCUUUCAAAAUAUUUUAUUGACCCAUAUGUACAUAUUAUUAGUUUGCAUUAGUCUCUCUCGGAAUUUACUCGAAUGACUCUAUGAAACGUUGUAGUUUUGAUUAAAAGUUAAUACUCUAUGAA
This is a messenger RNA of Limulus polyphemus (Atlantic horseshoe crab), 3292 nucleotides long. Its product is annotated as neurogenic protein big brain-like. The coding region runs from base 593 to 1708 and encodes 371 amino acids. NCBI's taxonomy places the organism in Eukaryota, Metazoa, Arthropoda, Merostomata, Xiphosura, Limulidae. The record is from RefSeq and is a predicted model, not a curated record. The transcript is spliced from 5 exons. Gene Ontology annotation, biological process: transmembrane transport. Gene Ontology annotation, cellular component: plasma membrane. Gene Ontology annotation, molecular function: water channel activity.